AUGGCCAACGACAACGCCCUGGAUGGCAUCGUGGGCGCCUACCAUGGCGACAACUUCCACGUCAAGGUCGUCUUCACCACCUUCCUCGGCAUCGCCAUGUACAACGCCAUCGAGCUGAUCGUGCUCAUCUUCAUGACCUUCAAGCGAUAUCGCGGCCUCUACUUCUGGAGUCUGCUGCUCUCCGCCGUCCUCGGCAUCCUCCCGCAGUCCAUCAGCUUCCUGCUCAAAUACUACAAUUUCGCCCCCGCUCUGGCCCUCGUCCUCCUGUCGCGCCUCAACCUGGUCAUCCAGAACCCCCGCGUCCACCGCCGCGUGCUGGCCAUGAUCAUCGUCGACGCCAUACUGCUGCACAUCCCCACCACCGUGCUCACCUACGGCUCCAACUUCGCCCCCUCCGGCCGCGCCCGCUGGGUCUCCGCCUACACCGUCAUGGAGCGCAUCCAGCUCACCGGCUUCUGUCUGCAGGAAUUCGUCCUCUCCGGCCUGUACAUCCUCGAGACCGUCAAGAUCCUGCGCGUGUCGCCGCCCUCGUCCGCCGGCGGCCGCCACGCCCACAUCAACCGCAAAAUCAUGUACCAACUGCUCGGUAUCAACCUGCUCAUCAUCGCCCUCGACGUCAUCCUUCUCGUUGUCGAGUACCUCAACUUUUUUGUCAUCCAGACCACCCUCAAGUCGCUCGUCUACAGCAUCAAGCUGAAGCUGGAGUUUGGCGUCUUGGGUCGGCUCGUCUUCCUCGUCCGCUCCCACCGUUUUGACUCUAGUCCGCGGAGGAAUGGUGCAGCGAAACUGCCCGACUUCGUCGACCCUGCGUUCAUGCUGAACGAUUAUACCCAUGCGCCCCGUCCUGCCGGCCGCGUUGUCCAUCCGUGGGAAGAUACCGAGUGCAAGACGUUUGUCUCGCAUAUUGAGAGCACCGCCCCGCCGCUCCCGGCCCAUCGCAGGUAG
Molecule: messenger RNA, 945 nt
Organism: Aspergillus terreus NIH2624
Lineage: Eukaryota; Fungi; Ascomycota; Eurotiomycetes; Eurotiales; Aspergillaceae
Exons: 2
Coding region: 1-945 (314 amino acids)
Source: RefSeq, a predicted model, not a curated record